This is a messenger RNA of Sorghum bicolor (sorghum), 2105 nucleotides long. RefSeq lists its product as uncharacterized. The coding region runs from base 353 to 1417 and encodes 354 amino acids. NCBI's taxonomy places the organism in Eukaryota, Viridiplantae, Streptophyta, Magnoliopsida, Poales, Poaceae. Gene Ontology annotation, cellular component: lysosomal membrane; late endosome. The record is from RefSeq and is a predicted model, not a curated record. The transcript has 14 exons.
GCAUUCCACCGCGCCGCGUCGUCUUCUUCCUUCCGCGUGGAGUGGAGAGGAGUCGGAAUUGAAAACGGUAGAAACACCGGUUCUGCUCCACGCGAGAAUCCGAGGAGCGCUGCCAAAGCGCCUCCUCCCCCAUCAGCUCCUCGCCGGAAUCGACGCGACUUGAUCCGCGAGUUUCAACGUCGCGAGGAGAGCAGAAAAUUACGGAGGCAGAGCGGCUGGGAGUUGAAGCUAGAGCGGCUAGGAGUUUGGCGCUACCAAACAGGCCCUCCUGCCCUUCGGAUCCGGAAGUUGGAGGAGGGCGCGGAGGCGAGGGUUGCAGGGUCUCCCCUGCUGGCCGGCAGCGGGGGUGGCGAUGGCGCACGAGCGGGGCGCCGCCGCAUCCACCCACGCCGCGGCUCCAACCUCCGAGGAAGACGCGCUGUUUAUUGAUUUACUACAUGAAGCACCCCUGUCGGGUCACCGGGAGCCUAGAAGCAUAGUUGGUGGGACCUUGUACUGUAUCUUAUUGGUAGGUUUUGCUGCUGUUGCCAUUUCAGCUCCAUGGAUAUUUCUCUUCGCGCCAGAUAUGAUCUCUCCAUUGCUAUGCAGCUCCAAUGCUAUCCUUCUUGUUCUUACAGGCAUUUUUCAACAAUAUUGGGUUCACCAGGUCAGGAAAGUGAGAUUGCAGGGCUAUUAUGAUUUUAGCCAGAAACUGAAGCGUAUUGCUCGACUUCCAUUUGCUACUAUUGCUUGUGGGACUGCUUUGAUGCUCUUAAUCAUGGUCUGGCAACCUCUUUUAAAAAUACUAUCAGUUUCACUGCUUCUAAGGAUUGCCAUCGUAGUUGAAGUCACGUGUGCUGGAUGUUUUAUGGGCUUAUACAUAUGGCACAUCCACAAAUACAACUCUUUGGAUGGGCAGCCUGAUAUUUUGCGGUCAUUAUAUUCUGCACUCCAGCCAUCUUGUACUUUGGAAGAUCGAAGAUAUCAUGAUGCCCGUCUUUCUGAUCAGCAAAUGGCGUUACUUCAGUACCAAAGGGAGAAUAUUCAUUAUCUGAGUGAGGAGGUCCUCCGCUUGCAAGAAUGCUUAAGCAAAUACCAGAGAACUGCUGGAACCACUCCUCAGGUUGAUCUUGCCCAUCUUUUAGCAACUCGUGAUCAAGAACUUCGAGCACUCACUGCUGAGAUGGAUCAAGUGCACUCCGAACUUCAACUUGCCCGUGGUUUGAUAGAUGAAAAGGACUCGGAGAUCCAGCGUAUCCGUCUGAGCAACAACCAGUAUGUUGAAGAAAAUGAUAGGCUCAGAGCUAUUCUCGGUGAAUGGAGUGCUCGAGCAGCAAAGCUUGAACGUGCGUUGGAGGCAGAGCGGGCGUCAAACAUCGAAUUGCGGAAAAACAUUGCAAAGUUUAGAGGUCAUUUGUACAAAGAGCAGGAGGCCUGAUUUUCCCGUGUUUGAGAAACUUGUACAUCUUCGGUGUAUGAUAACUGGUUCCGUAAUUUUACCUAAGAAGACAACUGACCAAAGGCAGUCAUCUCGGGGAAUUGUAGAAUUCCAGACGACCGACACAAAUUUUUGAUAGAGAAGAGCAUCUCGGUCUGGAUCCAUUCGAACUGAGAUUGAUUACGAGAUUGGCACAUGAUUGUUCGAUGAUGCAUAUGCGUAGUUUGAUGUACAUAUGUUCGUAGGUUUGAUCAUGUAGAGUAUGGUAUGCCUCGUCAUAAAAAAAAAAAUAGAGUAUGAUAUUCCUGUUAUUGAAGACUGCUGAGUAUCAUGAGCAUGGUAGUGUCUGCUUUGCACGCUCUUGCCAUUCUUGGAGCUCUGCUGCAGAUGGGAUUUUGCACUAAACUGAAGAGGCAGCUAGGAAAGAAUCUUACACGAACAAGAACAAGAUCGCCCGUCCAACUCCAGCUCAAAUACGCAACGCAGUGAAUGCACCCAGCUCAAAUACGCAAUGCAGUGACCGCCCCUCCAACUACAGACCCAGUUGGGCCUCAUGGCUCAUGGAUCACUCGCGCCUGAACCCAGUUGCCAGUUUGGCACCAUAGUUUUCUUUUUCGGAUUUGUUUGUGUUUUCCUAUUCUGUCAGACUCUUUCUUCUACUCUAUAUAGCUUGUUACAUAUUAGGCCA